AUGGACACCUCGCCUGAUCUAUUGGAUGUGCUUCGUGAAGCUUUGAUAAAACCAUCAGCAGCUUCAGAAGAUCAAUCAGGCACAUUAGCAGGCGGAAGGAUUCGUUUAUUGGAUGUUGGAGGACAAUCAACAGUGGAUGAUAUCUCACAAGCUGCUACAAUUGAGAUCGAUCAAAGACCAUGGCCAAAGUCUCAAAUCACUCGAUUGGCAAGAUCAAGAAAUGCUCUAGCUCUACAGUCUGGAUCUACAGCAACACCCGAAUCAGACCCUGAAAGCUUUUUCCCUCUUGAUGCUAUCAUCUUUGCUCUGUUAAUGGCAAACGCUCAAGGUGGUUUGUAUGUCGUUCAAGCCACAAAUAGAGGUAUUCCUCGUUUUGAGGCACUGGAAAGAAAUGAUAUCCUGGCAUACCUCACAGGCAAGCGUGCUGAAUGGGAUGGCGUAUUGAGUGUGGUCGAAAUCAAGUCAAGAAAAGGUGCAGCAGAAAACGAUCAAGCAGUCAAAUUGCCCACCAAACGAGCUUAUGUACCCUCAAAAGCGGAUGCAGCAUUCGUCAAAAGACUACGAACAUCUGGGGUUGAGAUCGUUCUGCAGAACAGGAAUGAUGCAAUGCACGGCGCACAUCCAUGGACGAAAACAGCAGACUUUUCAUCUUUCAGGAUGGCGCUUGCUCCAACGAUCGAAGCGGCACGAAAAGCAGCAGCCCGGAAGCAAUCUGGAGCUCCCGUCAGAGGGACAACACAAACAAGCUCAGCAAAUGCACCAGCACGGAAGCAAAGAGCUCAAGAUCCAAUCAUUAUGCUAUCAAACAGUCCUACUGCACUUAUCAACAUGUUCAAUGUCAAGAAAUUGUUGGAAGAGGGAAUAUUUGUUGAUCCUGUUGCAGCACGUACAGCUGCCAACGGAGUAACGGAACCAAUUGUUGCUAUCAGUCAUCGUAACCCGGCCACGAGUAACCAGGCAUCACAAAACCCAUCUGCCAGCGCAAGAGGAGGUCGAUUCCUGGUUGUGGACAAUGUCGAUUCUCUGCAAAAGUUGGCAGGUGGACAGGAUGUAUGGCAAAGGGUCGUUGUAGUCUUUACAACCGGUCAAACAUGGCAAUUCAAGAAUUAUUAUUGGUCGGAACCACGUGAACUAUUCAGACAUGUGAUGGGAGUAUAUGCAAGAUGGAACAAUGAGCCAAAGAAUGCAAACGUUCAAGAUUGGCCGAUUACUGAGUUAGUGAUCGAUAGAAGUAAACGACAUACAGAUCGACAGGUAAUCUCUCAUUUCUGGCGUUCGGUGGAUUCGUUUGUGAGCCGAAGAAAAUCUCAUUUGGUGAUGUAAUUUUAGUGU
This is a messenger RNA of Meira miltonrushii, 1332 nucleotides long. RefSeq names its product CDC73-domain-containing protein. Bases 1 to 1323 code for a protein of 440 amino acids. Gene Ontology annotation, biological process: positive regulation of transcription elongation by RNA polymerase II; transcription elongation by RNA polymerase II. The record is from RefSeq and is a predicted model, not a curated record. Gene Ontology annotation, cellular component: Cdc73/Paf1 complex. Gene Ontology annotation, molecular function: RNA polymerase II complex binding. Lineage: Eukaryota; Fungi; Basidiomycota; Exobasidiomycetes; Exobasidiales; Brachybasidiaceae. The transcript is spliced from 2 exons.